UGCCCCUUUCAAUAUGGCCGCCACGUAUGCCCGGGUUCCAACAUGGCGCUAACGUAUCGCGUCUUUUCUCGUAUCUGUGGGUCGCUGGUGCCGUCAGCCACGGCGAGGGCACCCCCGGGGUCCUGAACUUCAAUGUUCCCAAUUGCAGUAGCAGAUUUAGAUCGAGUGGGGCCACUGUGGGGCUGCAGAAGCUGAGUCAUCUUUCACUGGAACCUCUGUAAGCAGAAUGAAGGAAUUUGUUUUGGAGCGCUACUUUUCGGAGGGAGUGAUUGCGAAAGUGAAGCACGUCACAAUAAAGGCCCCAUUCAUGUCGCAAGGGCUCGCAGCGCGUGGCGUCCCAUCACGUCACACGUCUCCUCCUGAAAAGCGGGCGUCCCACGGCCCGCCGAGCUCACAAGCGCUUGCUCAUCUUCAUCAGCUCUUCGUCUUCAGCAGCUGUGCCUUGCUCAUGGGAUUUGGGGAAAGAGAUAACGACAUGGCUCAUCACAAUCAUGAGAUGAGUGUGGUGCUGAGGGUCUCGCACCUUCCUCUGGUGCGCUCGGCGCUGGAGUUGGUGACCUCGAUGUACUCGGAGGCCAAAGGUCGCUACCCUCUGCUGGGCUUGGUGGGAGGCGUGGCCGAGGUGGGCGUCCAAAAUGCCUCCAAGGUGGCCUUGAGCGGAGCCACACCCCUCGUGCAGACCCUCAGGCCUCAGAUCGAGGUGGCGAACAGUUUUGCUCUGGUGGGUCUGGACCAGCUGGAGAGGACCUUUCCCUUCCUUAACCAGUCCACCGACGAGGUGGUGGGUCACCUGAAGGAUGCCUUCUUCCUGACGCUGGAUGACAUGCAGCUGUGGAUGGUGGAUGGAUUGGACGGUGCCUUGGACCAGAUGGAGCGUCUGUCUCACGCCGCCUGGAUGGCGGUGCGGCAGGUGCAGGAGUCGCAGGUGGGACGCGCCGCCUCGUCGGGUCUGGAUGACUUGCUCAGCCGCCUGGAGGACGCCACCGCCUACUACAUGCCGCUGCCUCCCACGCUGCGUCGCGAGUGGGAGAUGCGGGUUCAGGAGUAUGAGGACGAAGAUGACGACGAGGAGCCCAGCGUCUGGACCCGCGUCCGUAGCCUCCUCCUCUCCAUAAGCCUGCAGCUUUACCACCGCAUGGUUAAGGUCCAAGAACAGCUGGAGGACGCCACCGGAGCCCUGGGGGACGCCGUCCAAGCGGUGGGACUGGGGACUGUGCUAGAAGUGCUGGGGGAGUUGCUGCAGUACCUGCAGAGGCUGCUGGUGGCGCUGGUGUACCGCACAGAGAGGCUGAGGGAGCUGAGCCUGGGACGCGUUCGGGAGCAGGCUGUCGUGUUAGCGGAGCUUCGUCCGGUGCGGCAGAUCCGAGAGCUCCCGCUUCAGGUCCGCCACCUCCUGGGGGAUCUUCAGAAGCUCUCCAAGAUUCUCCUCCAGCUCGUCAUCAACACCACGCCACUGUACGACUUGCUCCAGCAGCCGUCCAACAAAGAGGUGGAGGAUUUCCUGAACCAGGAGGACUUCCGUGCGGACAGCUCGUCCCGCCGCAGCUCAGCCAAUAGUCUGUUCCUGAAGGCCAUGGACGGACGUCCUCGCCGGCGCAAGAGUCUCUUCUCUAGGGCCGCCCGCAGUCCAGGCCCGGACGCCGCCGCCGUUGCCCCUGCGACCGCCUCCGGCCAGCGCUCCAGCCUGAAGCAGGACGCGGAGGCGGACGGCUUCCCCAUCCUUUCCGAUAGCGCCGCCCAACGCCGUCCCUCCGCCGCCGAGCUCAUCCUUUCGCCGCUCAAGCAGUUUGUGUCGCAGAGCCAAAAGGCCUUCGAGUACCUCAACCCCAACUCGGUGGAAGAGCCCAUCAACAGCGCCACCGACUGAUGAGCGCCACCCCGUCCACGCCACAGCACGGUGCCGCCGCUCCUCCCACCCCCCCGCUCCGCGCCACUCCCGGUCAGCCACUCUUUGACAGCAGAACGCCAUGGUAUGUGUUGGUCAGCGUACGGCUUCUCCGACAGAAUCAGCGCAAAACUAAUCUAAUCGCAGUACUCACUGACACAAUUCUGCUUCCUUACACUCUCACUUGACCUCCUGUCAGGGUCACGUCACGCCGCCAAGGCGCCAUUAAGGCCUAGUGUACACAUUAGUAUUUUUCAUAUAUGAAAAGAUCGAUCUGUUACCGAGCCCACUCAACAAGCUCAAAACCGGAUCACUUUUAAUAUUUUAGUCAUACUGUGUGUAAGUGUGUAAAUAAUCUCAAAACACAGCACCAAUCUUUAGAGGUUCUCUUCCGCCACAGAUCUCGAAACAAGUCUUUCCUCACAAAAAAAAAAAAAAACAAGAAUUGUCACGAGCAGAUAUGCGCCGAUUGUUACUGUUCCCAGCAUACAUGGAAGAUUUUUUUGGGGGGGUCCUAAAUAUUGAACAUGUGUAAUAUUUAAGAUUCUAAAUCGGGUCUUUUGAGGCCCGGCCAGCUUUUAAGACCUCCCAAUUCCGACUGCUGUGUUGCAAAACAUCAAAUGUAGCUUGCUAACGGCUAACAGGAAGCACUUCGUCUGCUAACACGUUAAUUGUAGCCAUAAGACAGCUGCUCCUGAUUAAUUUUUUUUUUUAAAUUUGGGCGGGGGGCCGCGGUGUGUGUGUCAGUGAUGUACUCCAAUAAAGCUUACCAAACCUUCGUGUGACUGCUUGUCUUUUUGACCUGCUAUUACAUUUCGAAGCAUUUUUCAGCAUGUUGAAGGAGUAUUGGUAAGUUUCGUGUGAAAGGGAGAGGACGAAUGGUUUAUUGGCAGUGGAUUGUGAUUGUGUCCAUUUGUUGAUGUGUCACACACGUACAUGCGCGCUUAAUGCUAGGUCAGAGGUCAUCAGUGCGGCGUGGGGCCACGGCCACCGAAGUCUUGAAGAAAGCCGAAGGCGGAAGAGAAAAAGCUUUGGGACGCUGACGGCUCCAGCGAUGGCGGCUCGGGGCGCCCGGCGCUCACAUCGGCCUGGCGGGCAUCCUGGCGGGUGUCCUCGCGCUCGUCCUCGCUCGAGUCACUGACGAGGUGUGUAUGCACACGCAGAAGCA
Molecule: messenger RNA, 3053 nt
Organism: Hippocampus comes (tiger tail seahorse)
Lineage: Eukaryota; Metazoa; Chordata; Actinopteri; Syngnathiformes; Syngnathidae
Gene: plin6
Product: perilipin 6
Exons: 9
Coding region: 227-1867 (546 amino acids)
Biological process (GO): lipid storage; positive regulation of triglyceride storage
Cellular component (GO): lipid droplet; cytosol
Source: RefSeq, a predicted model, not a curated record